UAAAUCCACAAAAUAAAAGUUUUGAAUUUCGAAUUAGUACACCGUUGGCCUUACCUUUUUAUAUAAACCAAGAGAUAAUUGCAGAGGCUCCACUUAAAUCACACAUUCACAGUCUCUGAGAAAUUUCGAAAAUCUCCAUCUCCUCGACUUAGACAUGGCGAGUACCGCAGAUCCAGCUCCGACGAAGAAACCAAGGAGCAGAAAGGCGUUGAAACAGAAGAACGAGAUCGCGGAGACGCCUGUGUCGCCAGUCUCCGCCAAGGAGAAAUCGUCGAAGUCGUUCGAAAAAGAUCUGAUGGAGAUGCAGACGAAGUUGGAGACGAUGAAGAUCGAGAAGGAUAAGACGGAGGAGCUGCUGAAGGAGAAGGACGAGAUUCUGAGGAAGAAAGAGGAGGAGCUAGAGACGAGAGACGCUGAGCAGGAGAAGCUUAAGAUGGAGCUGAAGAAACUUCAGAAGAUGAAGGAAUUCAAACCUAACAUGACUUUUGCUUGCGGUCAAUCUCUCACACAGGCCGAACAAGAAAAGUUGAAUAAGAAGAAGAAGAAGGAUUGUCCUGAGACAAAGCGUCCAUCAACUUCGUACAUUCUGUGGUGUAAGGAACAGUGGAAUGAAGUCAAGAAGCAAAACCCUGAGGCCGACUUCAAGGAGACCUCGAACAUUCUGGGCGCUAAGUGGAAGUCACUUACCGCAGAAGAUAAGAAGCCUUACGAGGAGAAGUACCAGUUGGAGAAAGAAGCUUACCUUCAGGUCAUUGCUAAGGAGAAGCGCGAGAGGGAGGCCAUGAAGCUUCUGGAUGAUGAGCAUAAGCAGAAAACUGCAAUGGAUUUGCUUGAUCAGUAUCUCCAGUUUGUGCAGGAAGCUGAACAGGACAACAAGAAGAAGAACAAGAAGCAGAAGGACCCGCUGAAGCCAAAACAUCCCAUAUCUGCCUUCUUGGUCUAUGCAAACGAGAGGAGAGCUGCUUUACGCGAAGAGAACAAGAGCGUUGUGGAGGUCGCAAAGAUGACUGGAGAAGAGUGGAAGAAGUUGUCAGAUAAACAAAAGGCACCCUACGAAGCGGUGUCAAAGAAGAACAAGGAGAUAUACCUGCAAGCAAUGGAGGAAUACAAGAGGACGAAGGAAGAAGAGGCCAUGAGCCAGAAGAAAGAAGAAGAGGAGCUCUUGAAACUCCAUAAACAGGAAGCUCUCCAACUCCUUAAGAAGAAGGAGAAAACCGAUAAUCUGAUUAAGAAGGAGAAAGAGACCAAGAAGAAGAAGAACGAAAACGUUGACCCUAACAAACCCAAGAAGCCUGCUUCUUCAUACUUUCUCUUCAGCAAAGACGCAAGGAAGACUUUGACAGAAGAACGUCCUGGGACAAGCAACUCGACAAUCACAGCUCUAAUCUCAGUGAAGUGGAAGGAAUUGGGUGAAGAAGAGAAGCAAGUUUACAACGCAAAAGCUGCAAAGUUGAUGGAAGCAUACAAGAAGGAACUGGAAGAUUACAACAAGUCUGCGGCUACGACCAGUAGCUAGAAAAAUCUCUUAGAAAAUAUGUUCAAGUCCUGUUGAACAUUUCUUAUGCUUUGUUAACUCAAAUUACUCUCUUUAACCAAAAAAAAAAAAAAAUGGAUACAAGUUAUCUAAGCUCAGUAAUUUCUCUAAAUGAGUGUACUAGUAAUGUAAUCUUAAUAAUAAAUCGACUCGGGUAAAAACGUGGGGAAGGCCGUAUCAAUCUCUACCGUUGGAUUGAACCAAUCAACAACGUCGAACAUCGGAGAACUCUCCACGUGGCUGCAGAAGUCGCCGCUGAUAGUCCCGUAAUCGUAAAACGGCGGCGUAUUGGGGAACGAGAAAACGUCGUCAACGUCGUCAAGCCCGUCGGUUCGAACGGUUAAGCUGGUUUUGAGACUCUCGAGAAGCUCAUUAGGCUUUUGGGUAGUAGUAGUGGUCGGUUUGGGUCUGGUGUCUUGCUUCUCCGGCGAGGCUGGUGGAGGAGGAGGUGGAGGUGCGAUCGCCUGUGGGCAAGUGUGUGUUCCUCUGUACGUCACUUCGAAAACCGCUGGAUCACCGUCCGAUCUCUGGACUUGCUUCGUCGCGCAACAGUUCCGUGUGCUACGAUGCGUGCAUCUGUAAUAACUCCUGGGGAAUUUGGCGCCCAAAAUGUCUUUUUGGCCGUACUUUCUCCAGCUAUAAACAUCAUCUUGAGGUCCUUCUAAGCCUCUUUCUGGGUUAAUUCUCACUUUUUCUGACCAUUUUGGCAACAUCUUCCUUUUCUUUGAAUUGAAAAUGUAAUCCUGGCGAUGACUCUCGCUGGAUCCUCCUCCAUCGGUGGUGAAAUCUUCACUUCUCGGACUUCCGUUUAUAGACGCCGGAGAUUCCGGAAUGCGGACGGGAUUCGCCACCGGAACUACAGCAACCGGCGUCGGAAUAAGUUGUACGGACGGCGAGGGGGACCAGUUUAGCAUGAGAAGAGACUUCUCGUAGGAAGAAAGUAUCUGCUUCACUAGAGCCUCGUUCGUCUCAGCCGCCGCCGCCACCGGAGAAGAAGAUGAUGACGACGGAGAUGGCGAUGGUGCUUCCCCAUGUCGUGCGUGAAGCUUUUUUGCGGCCUCAAAUCCAAGAAUGAGCUCGCUUAGCAAUGUUUUCUGCUCCCAGCUUAACAUAUUUUUACCUUCCAUUUUGAAUAUAUGACUCUCAAAAAAGAUUGUUUAAGAAUUUUCGCAAAUUAUUAUAUACUUAACAAAUAGAGUUAGUUCAUCACUUUAAGAAAAAUCUUUGAUUUGAUGAGAAAGAUAUAGAAUGUGGGUAAAACUAUAAACAAGAAUGUGUCUCUUAUAGUAAUGAGUUAUAUAUUAUCUGAAUUUUGUGUUGGGGAUAGAAAGUAUGAUAUGAUGAGAAUGAGAGUGUUAUGGGGCUUGUGGAAAAAUUGAUGAGUGUUGGUUUGGAAUAU
Messenger RNA from Thlaspi arvense, 2933 nucleotides. The record is from the annotation of a GenBank genome assembly. Lineage: Eukaryota; Viridiplantae; Streptophyta; Magnoliopsida; Brassicales; Brassicaceae.